Camarhynchus parvulus is the source of this 3098-nucleotide messenger RNA. RefSeq names its product damage specific DNA binding protein 2 (gene DDB2). Gene Ontology annotation, cellular component: nucleus; Cul4-RING E3 ubiquitin ligase complex. The record is from RefSeq and is a predicted model, not a curated record. Gene Ontology annotation, molecular function: damaged DNA binding; protein binding. The transcript has 11 exons. Gene Ontology annotation, biological process: DNA repair; response to UV. The coding region runs from base 89 to 1684 and encodes 531 amino acids. NCBI's taxonomy places the organism in Eukaryota, Metazoa, Chordata, Aves, Passeriformes, Thraupidae.
AGGGCCGGGUAGGCCGGCAGGGGUAGGGGCGGUGGAGGCGGACGGGGGCUAGACAAGCACGCCGAGUCCCCCCCGACCUCCCCCGUCGAUGGCGCUGCCCCUGCCCUUCUGCGGCGAAGGGCGGCGGGAAUCGCCACGGCCGGCGAACUCGGCGCGUUCCGGGGGCAGGGCCGAAGCCGCUGCCCCCCAUUCCCGCCCCUGUUAUGAAACCUCGGGGGAGGGGCCAGUGCCGGCCGCCGGCCGCGGCAGCGCCGGGAGAGCGGAGGCCGCGGGAGCGCAGUGGUCAGACAGAAUGGCUCCAGUGAACCAGCCAAAGGACAAGAAGCGUGAGAGGGCAUGUCAGCAUUGGCCAGAAGAGGCAAAAUCAGCUGGGAAGAGGAAACGGGACUAUGGAGAACGAGGGAAUGAAAAACAAGAAAAGAAGUUGUUUGUGAGAAAAACAUCUAAACCCUCAGGGAAAAUCGGUUGCAGUGGAGGUGGGUUUGUGAUGAGAAACAAGAGAGUCCUUUCCUCUCAGCUGGAGCGGCGAUGCAGCAUUGUUCAUUAUGUCUACCAGAAAAUGCUGGGAGGCUCCAUUCAGGCACAGCUCAGGCAGAGAUUGGAGCUGGCUUUUCUGCAUUCUCUUUCCUCAUACUGCCUCUUCCGAAGAGCAAGUCCCUUUGACAGGAGAGUGACAUGUCUGGAAUGGCACCCAACACACCCCAGUACGCUAGCUGUCGGUUCCAAAGGUGGAGACAUCAUCCUUUGGGACUGUGAAGUACUUGCUAAAACCUGCUUCAUAAAGGGGAAAGGGCCAGGAAAUUCUCUCGGAGACAUCAAGUUCAGUCCUUAUGAGGCAGAGAAGCUUUAUGUGGCAUCAGGUGAUGGCACCCUAAGUCUGCAGGAUCUUGAGGGCAGAGCGGUGCAGGUGAUCUCUCGUGCCCUGGACUGUGGCCAUGAGCAUCAUAAUGUUUGUUGCUGGUACUGCAGUGUGGACGUUUCUGCAAGCUGCCAUGCAGUGGUGACAGGUGAUAAUGUGGGCAAUGUGGUCCUGCUCAGCACUUCUGGUGAAGAGGUCUGGAAGCUGAAAUUGCACAAGAAGAAAGUGACUCAUGUAGAGUUUAACUCCCGAUGUGAGUGGAUGUUUGCCACAGCAUCUGUGGAUCAGACAGUCAAAAUCUGGGACCUCAGAAACAUCAAAAACAAAACAAACUUUCUUCAUCUGCUUCCACAUGAGAAACCUGUCAAUGCAGCUUACUUCAGCCCAACACAUGGUGCCAAGCUUCUGAGCACAGACCAGCACAAUGAAAUCAGGGUUUACUCAUCUUCAGACUGGACCAAGCCACAGCAUCUGAUUCCACAUCCACAUAGGCAGUUUCAGCACCUCACACCUAUUAAGGCGACGUGGCAUCCUCGCUAUGACCUCAUAGUGGUAGGUCGCUACCCAGACCCCAAGUUCCCCGGGUACACACUGAACGAGCUGCGCACUGUGGAUGUGUUCGAUGGAAACACCGGCGACAUGGUGUAUCAGCUCUAUGAUCCAAAUGCCUCUGGGAUCAUCUCGCUCAAUAAAUUUAACCCUAUGGGAGACACACUGGCUUCUGGCAUGGGCUUUAAUAUUCUGAUCUGGAACCAGGAGGAGAUGGCAGCCAAGAAGCAUGAACAUCUCUUGAAAGCCAUGACAAACGAGGAGCUUGAACCAUGAGAGAACAGGGGAUUGGGAGCUGGAGUUCAUCCAGACAUGGAGGGCAGAGGCAGGCAAAUCCUGGCACAAGCAAACUCAAAAGCUAAGUUAAUGUCUGGGGAGCUGCAGGAGAUGAAAACAAAAAGCAGUGAUUCUAAACCGCAGGGAAGGAAGUAAAAAGAGGCGAAUCUAGAGAACUGCUUCAGUAUUUUGAUCCUUUCUGAAUCCCAGCAUACAAAUUGUUGGCAAUGGGAGUAUUAAGUCAUGCAGGGAAUUAGACUUUGUCCUUCCUCCCCGGAUCUGAUGUUGCUUCCCUGAUCCUCUUGGCCUCCCUUUCUAGAAAGUUAUGUCAGUACUUGGUUCCUCCAAGUGGAGUUACUACUCGUUUUCUGAGGCACUAGGAGAAGUUCCCAGAUCUUGCUGAAGUUACUGCUUUCAGCCUACCAUAUCUGUUUGUCAUCACUUGUCAGAGGUUCCCAUUUCCUGUAGUCUGCAGUGGAGCAGCUCAUGACAGGGUCCCCAGCUUGUUCUAGUCCAACCAAGCUGAGAAACCAUUUGCUAACAGGAUUGACAUCCUGAAAAGAUAGAAUGUUCACAGGGGUGAAUUCAUGGAUAGCUUGGGUAUCCUAGGAAACACCAAGCUCUCCCAUAUGCAAGCUUGGAAAAUGUGUUGGUUAAAACACCAGGCUUAGCCUGUUCUCUGCUUGCAGCUGAACCACAAAGAACGGGAUGCCAGAGGUCUCUGUCAUUGAUGGCAAGGACAGUAUGGAGCUGGGCACCUACUGAUUCUGUAGUUUCUAUUUUCAGAGUUAUAGGCUGUUUCUUGCCAAUGAUUAGGCAUUUUUUUUCACCUAUGCCUAUGUGCUUCAGAAUAUUUGGUAAGAGCGUUAUAAAACAAAUGAGGGUUUUCUUCCAGAUACCCCUGCUCAGAGCCAAAUCUCAAGACUGUUGUUAAAGGGUUAAGUUUUGCUUUUUCUACUUUGUUUACAAGGCUGCUGCUGUUCCAGAGGUUGAUGGGAUGGGAUGGGCUCCAGGCCUGUGCAGAUUCUUCACAUUCACAUUUAUAGUUUUGCAAUAUUAAUAUCAAUAAAAUUUUGUACUAAACUAAAAUUCUUUGAUAGAGUGGCUGCUUUGAGGAUACUACUGAACUGCCUUCACAGGGGAGAAGUCUGAAACCUUUCUACAGGAGGGCUAUGAGACAUAGUACUGGGUCUGCAGCAGACCCCUCCAAGUUGGACAGGAUGCAUCAUCAGCUGUAUCCCUUAAUAGCUGCUGCAGUCAAACCAGUUUAUGUCAGAUCUCCCUGUGUGAUGUGUGGGAUUGUGAAACAGGGAAUUCCUUUAGGGGGGUAUGCUGCAGUAAAUUCUCUCUGCUUUCCAACACUGAGCACAGUGGUGCUAACCCUGUGAACUCCUAGAGAAGAGGAGAAGAGUUC